Molecule: messenger RNA, 936 nt
Organism: Aaosphaeria arxii CBS 175.79
Lineage: Eukaryota; Fungi; Ascomycota; Dothideomycetes; Pleosporales
Exons: 3
Coding region: 1-936 (311 amino acids)
Source: RefSeq, a predicted model, not a curated record
AUGCAACAACCCCCCGCCAAGCCCACUACAAAAGCAAGCUUGCCCAAACCAUGCACCACCACGACUGCUACUAUCAAGACAGCAGCGCCUCCCACGCGCACCUUCUUCGAUCCCUGGAACUCAUCUUCGACGGGGCACCAACGGGCCGAAAACCGCCUGUCGGGAUCGACGUCGUGGCGCGACUGCCGCAACCGGAAGCUCGGCGAGCAGUUCAGGAGCAGCGGGCGCGGCGGAGGAAGGCGUGUCGCUGACACGGUGGGUGCGGGGAGCGAGGGGUUUGGCAUUGAUGGGAGGCUGGCGAAUGGCGGGUGGGAGAGGGGUGCGAGCGGGUUGAGGACGGGGGGGCAGAGGAGUUUGGUUGAGGUUUGGGGAGCGAGGAAGAGGAGGUGCUCGUCCUCGCAGGAGGGAGAGUCUCAUACCCUCGAUAUCAACGACAAGGACAUCGUCCUCCCACCCCCCGACCACCACCACCUCCCCUCGUCAACAUCAACAUCACCUCCAGCCCAACGUCCCCCAUCCCCCUCCUCCCCAGCGCAGCCCAAGCAGAUCUUCUCCGGCCUCUGCAUGUACAUCAACGGCUCGACCGCGCCCCUGAUCUCCGACCAGAACCUCAAGCGCCUGCUCGCCACCCGCGGCGCCACCACCUCCGUCGCACUCGGCCGCCGCACCGUCACCCACGUCGUCCUCGGCACCCCCAUCUCCCACCGCGGCAGCGGCUCUGGCUCCGGCGGCGGUCUCGCGGCGAGCAAGAUCCAGAGGGAGAUCGAGAGGACGGGCGGGAAGGGGGUAAGGUUUGUCUCUGUGGAGUGGGUUCUCGAGUCCGUAAAGGCAGACAUCAGACUCCCCGAAUCACGCUUCGCGUCGUCGACGCUGAGACUCGCGCCAGAGGGCCAAAAUAGCGUGUACGGGAUGUUUACGAGCAAGGCCGCCAGAUAA